AUGUCGUCAUCAGCUGUGUUGCUGGUGGCGUUAGUGAGUGUGGUGAGUCCUCAGUGUAUCUCCAACAACGACAAGCUGUCCCUGCCCCUCACCCCUGACCUGAAGCACAUCACCCCCUUCAGCUUGGACCUCCUAAAGGAGUUCAACCCGCCCACCAAGACGGGAAACUUUUUCUUCUCCCCUUAUAGCAUAUGGAGCGCCCUCGUCCUAGCUUACUUUGGGUCGGCUGGACAAACCCGUCAACAACUACAGAAUGUCCUGCGGCUGAGUGACCCUUCAAACACACUAGCAACCUAUAAGGCCCUUGAACGUUUCAAUGAGGAGAGACAUUUGAACACCAGUGAAUAUAUGAUAGACAUAGCCAACAAAGUCUAUGUAGACAAGGACCUCAAUCUUCGGGACUGCAUCCGCGAGGUCCUUCCUAAGGAGGUGCAGAAUAUUGACUUCACACAGAAUGUUCAAGCAGCAGCAACAAUCAAUACAUUCGUGAGCCAAAAGACUCGAGGUAAAAUCCCAGAUUUGGUGACACCUGAAGAUGUGAAGAAAGUUCAGAUGGUGUUGGUGAACGCCGCCUACUUCAAGGGUCUCUGGCAGAAGGCCUUCAAGCCCACGAACACCCUCGAAGGGGCGUUCUACCCCACCCCAGACAAAAAUAUCCCCAUUGAUAUGAUGCGCCAAACUGAUAAUUUCAAAAUUGGUGACUCGGCAGAGCUACAGGCGACGGUGUUGGAGAUGCCGUACAAGGGCGACGUGGCUUCCAUGUUCGUGCUGCUGCCUUUCAAAGCUGCUAAAGGCACUAAUACUGGUGAAACACCUCUUGACACUAUGCUUCAACGUCUCAAUGUGGACACCUUCAACGACGCAAUUAAUAAACUUACACUAAAAGAAGUUAUUGUCAAGAUUCCAAAAUUCAAGUUGGAACACAAAAUCUUUAAUGAACUUAAAGUGGCUCUCAAGCAACUGGGAAUCAAUGACCUGUUCAAUGAUAAUGCUAACCUCUCAAACUACGACCCUGUGAGAAAACUAAAAGUGUCGAAGGGGAUCCAUAAGGCUGUGGUGGAGGUCAGCGAGGAGGGCACAGAGGCAGCCGCUGCUACUGCAUUGAUCAUUUUCCACUUAUCGUCUAUCAACAGGCCACCACGCCCUCGUGUCUUCACUUGUGAUCGCCCGUUUGUCUUCGUUAUUGUUGACAACGUUAUCAACAACAUUCUCUUCAUGGGUGUUUUCAGAGAUCCAGCAAACACCACUCUUUAA
This is a messenger RNA of Cherax quadricarinatus, 1254 nucleotides long. The record is from RefSeq and is a predicted model, not a curated record. NCBI's taxonomy places the organism in Eukaryota, Metazoa, Arthropoda, Malacostraca, Decapoda, Parastacidae.